AUGGUGAGCUGGGCCAGUGUGAGGAUGCAAGGAGACAACAGGAAGCAGGAGCAUGCGGCUCAGGAGGAGCCGCAGGUGUUUGGACACCUGCUGAAGAGACCAAUGGAGACGUUUUUUGACAACCACCACCCGGCCCUGAAGUCCCCCAUCCUGGUCUCCGGUCCCCGCUGCGCCGCGGAGGACACCUUCAGCCGCCACUUCGAGAGCAUCAUGGAGUCUCACCGGGCCAAAGGCACGUCGUACAACAGCCUGGACAGCGAGGAGCUGCUGACCUCCAGCACCCAGACCGUGCUGACCUUUGACCUGCCCACGCUCACCCCUGCCAUCCACGGACCGGUCUGCCAGAGCGCCAGGCAGAUCGUGCAGCUCAGCUUCGCCCCGCUGGCCCACGACGAGAGGCCCAGCAUCUCCGAUUCCAUCUUCACCAUGACGGACGCCUCGGACGCCACGCGAGCCCCGUCCAGCGAGAGGCUGAGCAGCGGAUCGGAGAACACGCCGCCCAGAGGACGAGGGUGUUCGCAGCUGGGGAGCAGCUGGUACAGCAGCCCGUCCUUCUCAUUGCCCAGCAGAGACAAGGCCCGGCUGGCGACGGACUCUGAGCUGGACCAGGAGCUCAGCGAGCGGCUCGGUCUGGGCAGCAGCGACACGCUGACCAACGGCAGCCACCGGGCCGACGUGGCGGCGGCGCGCCGUCUGGCCAAGCGGCUCUUCAACCUGGACGGCUUCCGGAAGUCCGACGUGGCGCGCCACCUCAGCAAGAACAACGACUUCAGCCGCAUGGUAGCAGAGGAGUAUCUGAGUUUCUUCACCUUCACCGGCCUCUCCAUCGACCAGGCGCUGCGGACGUUCCUCCGUCAGUUCGCCCUGAUGGGGGAGACGCAGGAGAGGGAGCGCGUCCUGUCUCACUUCUCCAGGCGCUACCUGAAGUGCAACCCGAAGGCCAUGAAGUCAGAGGAUGCAGUUCACACUCUCACCUGUGCUCUGAUGCUGCUGAACACUGAUCUGCACGGCCAGAACAUCGGGAAGAAGAUGUCAUGCACGCAGUUCAUCGGCAACCUGGAAGGACUGAACGCCGGCCAAGAUUACCACAAGGAUCUGCUGAAAGCGCUCUACAACUCAAUCAAGAACCAGAAGCUGCAUUGGACACUCGACGAGGAGGAGCUGCGGAAGUCAUUCUCGGAGCUGGGGGACAGCCUGUGUGACUCCAGCGCCUCCCGGGCGCUGAAGGGCGGCGGCGGCGGCGGUGGGAAGCCGCUGGCGGACAAGAUGCAGCCGACCGGGUCGCUGCUCUACAAGAACGGGUUCCUGGUCCGGAAGGUCCAUGCAGACCCGGACGGCAAGAGAACUCCACGAGGGAAGAGAGGCUGGAAGACGUUCUACGUCAUCCUCAAAGGGCUCAUCCUCUACCUGCAGAAGGGCGAGUACCGGGCGGACAAGCAGCUGUCGGAGGAGGACCUGAAGAACGCCGUGUCCGUGCACCACUCUCUGGCCAUGAAGGCCUCGGACUACAGCAAGAGGCCCCACGUCUUCUACCUGCGCACCGCCGACUGGAGGGUGUACCUGUUCCAGGCGCCGAACGCGGAGCAGAUGCAGUCGUGGAUCACGAGGAUCAACACGGUGGCCGCCAUGUUCUCGGCUCCUCCUUUCCCAGCAGCCAUCGGCUCGCAGAAGAAGUUCAGCCGGCCGCUGCUGCCGGGGUCGGCGUCGAAGCUGACGGAGGAGGAGCAGAUCCGGUCCCACGAGGCCCGGUUCAGGGUUCUGUCCACCGAGCUGGCCGAGCUGCGCUCCUACCCCCCCGACCGCAAGGUCAAAGGUCGCGAGCUGGAAGAGUACCGGCAGCGAGACGAGUAUCUGGAGUUUGAGAAAACCCGCUACGGGACGUACGUCAUGCUGCUGCGAGCGAAGAUCCGGAGCGGCGAGGAGGACUUGUCCGUGUUCGAGUCCCAGCUGCAGGAGGACAGCCGGCUGCAGCGGGCGCCGUCCAGCCCCACGCUGGACAGCAGCCAGGCCAGCAGCGCCAGGGGCGGAGCCACCAGCAGCAAGGCCAGCGGCUGCAGCAGCAAGCCGCAGCCCGACGGCCAGAGACACAGCUACCGCCAGGCCGUGAAGAAGUGAGGUUCAUUUGAGAUCCAGGAGGUUCGGAGCUCAGCUUGAAGGGAGCAGGGGUGAUGGGGGGGGUCUGCUCCACGCCUCCCUCAGCCACCCCACCUCCUCCUCGGGGAGGAGGCCCUGUGGCAGGAGGAGCUCCGCGUCAGGAGGUCAGGAGGUCAGGAGGUGAUGUGGAGACGCGGCGAACCGAACCGAGACGAAGAGACGCUCAACGCGCAGGGACGAAAACAUCCGGCUUCCCUUCUUCUUCUUCUUCUUCUUCUUCUUCUUUCUGUUGUUUUUGACCUUUUCGGGGACCAAACCGUGUUGCAGCUUCUCGUUGUGACCCUCAGACUCUUUCUCAUCUUCCUCAUCUUCCUCAUUUCUUGACAUCUUUUCGCUCAUAUUUUAUUGAAGCUGCGACGCGGUGAUGAAGGUUGGAGGCGUCAGCAAGACUUCAGAGACGUUGGCUCCUCCUUCUUCUUCUUCUUCUUCUUCUUCUCCUCCUCCUACUCCUCAUCUUCCCCUUCCUCUUCUUCUUCCUCCUCCGCCCCCCCUCCUCCUCCUCCUCCUCCUCCUCUAUGUGCUGUUCUCCUGGCCGUGUUGUGCUCCUCUGUGUUCCUCCUCUUCUCUGCAUGGCUUCUUUUUAGGCCGUUUACUAUUUUUAAGGUCCGAGCCUCAGGAGCAGAGCGUGUUCUCCUCCUCCUCCGGUCAUGGAGUCCUCUCUUUGGGUUUCUUCUCCUCCUUCACGCCCCACCUGUGUACCUUCCUCUCGUUUACCUGUCAGCGCUCACCAGGCAGACCCUGAAUGUUUUGGUUUUUAAAUAUUUUUAUGGUAUUUUACAAUCGUUGUUGAUGUUGAACCUUUUUCCUCCGUUAGUGUGUAAAAGAGAAUAUGCUCCGUGUGUUAUAUACACAUAUAUAUACAUAUAUACACUACCGUUCAAAAGUUUGGGGUCACUAAGAAAUGUCUUUACUUUUCAAAGAAAAGCACUGUUUUUUCAAUAAAGAUAACAUUAAUCAAAAAUACACACGAUACAUUGUUAAUGUGGUAAAUGACUAUUCUAGGUGGAAACGUCUGGUUUCUAAUGAAAUAUCUCCAGAGGUGUAUAGAGGCCCAUUUCCAUCAACUAUCACUCCAGUGUUCUAAUGGUACAUUGUGUUUGCUAAUCGCCUUAGAAGACUAAUGUCUGAUUAGAAAACCCUUGUGCAAUUAUGUUAGCACAGCUGAAAACAGUUAUGCUGGUGAUAUAAGCUAUACAACUGGCCUUCCUUUGAGCUUGAAGUUUGAAGAACAAAAUUAAUACUUCAAAUAUUAAUCAUUAUUUCUAACCUUGUCAAUGUCUUGACUAUAUGUUCUAUGAAAUGUUCAAUUCAUUUGAUGAAUAAAAGUGAGUUUUCAUGGAAGACACGAAAUUGUCUGGAUGACCCCAAACUUUUGAACGGUAGUGUAUGUACAUAU
This is a messenger RNA of Pseudoliparis swirei, 3550 nucleotides long. Its product is annotated as PH and SEC7 domain-containing protein 1-like. The coding region runs from base 1 to 2115 and encodes 704 amino acids. Gene Ontology annotation, biological process: regulation of ARF protein signal transduction. Gene Ontology annotation, molecular function: phospholipid binding; protein binding; guanyl-nucleotide exchange factor activity. Lineage: Eukaryota; Metazoa; Chordata; Actinopteri; Perciformes; Liparidae. The record is from RefSeq and is a predicted model, not a curated record. The transcript is spliced from 15 exons.